Molecule: messenger RNA, 2188 nt
Organism: Coregonus clupeaformis (lake whitefish)
Lineage: Eukaryota; Metazoa; Chordata; Actinopteri; Salmoniformes; Salmonidae
Exons: 9
Coding region: 1-1839 (612 amino acids)
Molecular function (GO): protein binding
Source: RefSeq, a predicted model, not a curated record
AUGUUAGAGUUGUUCUUCCACUUUGACAUUACAGAGUAUUUUGACUGUGAUGAUGACAGGUUCUUCCAGAGGGUGUGUGAGUCCGUCCCUGUGAGGUCCGGAGAGGAGGACCAGCAGUUGGCCUCUCUCCUCCAGGCCUUGGGCUCCACCCUGUCACUGGGAGGAGAGUUACCCAGGAAAACCUGCAGGUCUGUGGGGAGAGUCCUGGGUCUCUGUGCCUCCAGAGUGGACCUCACUCUUACCCCCAGCAAGAUCUCUCUCCAAGGAGCCUUACUUAUUGUGAGACAUGAGUCAAAGCUACACAAGCUCAGGCUGAAUGUGGGCAUGGCAGUGAAACUGUCCAGACUGGUUAGGAGGACAGGGAGAGGUGCUACUCCACUGACUGUCCCAGAGCUCUCCCUGGUCCUAAAGAGCAACCAGCCACCAGAGAGAGUGUUAUCCAGGGCUCUGAGUAGUGUGGCAUCCCUGCUGAGACUCUGGAGGGUUCAGUGUCUGGACCUGACUGACUUCUGGAUCCAGGGUCACUCUCUCAUCACACUGCUGUGUCACCAGGGACCUCUCUCUCUCAGACUGAACUCAGACACUCUGCAGCAGCUGACUGUAGUUGUGUAUGAAGCUCAGGACAAGGACUUGACUCAGUGGUUCCUGGAGAAGGUUGGUGGAGACCUGACCUCCUGCAGGCUGGACCUGGAAGUGCUUCUCUCUCUGCUGCAGCAUUCAACCCACAACAUCACUGUGGACCUCAGGAAGAACAGGCUCCUAGAGAAGAACAUCUCAGAUCUUCUCCCCUUUCUGGGAAGGGUUAUAUUCAAGAGGUCCAGUUCCAGCUUUGUAAAGUCCACCAUCAGACAGAUCUAUGACAGCAGAGCCAGUGACUGUGUGUCCAGUUUGUUGAGGUCUUCAGACCAUUGGAUCAACCUGAACAGCAGAGAGCUGGACAGAGUGGACUGUACUGCUCUGUGUUUUACCCUGCAGCACUGCCACCAAGUCAAAGUCAACCUGCUGUGGACCUCCAUACCACCGGGGGAGAUAGAGAGCAUCCUGCCUCUUCUGGACAGAGUCUCCCAACUCAGUGUUGACAGGAGGUUACUGCUGAGUUUCCUCCAGUGCUGUGCUGCCUCUCAGAUCCAGCAGGGGGCACCACCACCACCACCACCAACAGCAGUAUGGUUGCUCAGGUCUCUGCACUACAGGCUGGACUUCUCCUGCUCCUCCUCUGUUGACCUGUCAGCUCAGGACCAGGAGGAAGCUCUGUGUCUGACCACUGACCACUGCAGGGCCAUCCACUCUGUUCUGAAGCAGAACCAACACAGCACCCAGCUGGUCCAGAACCAGGUGCAGAUCAUCCUAAGAGACUGUGAGGUGGAGGACAGAGCACUGAGGGAGCUGCUUCCCAUCCUGCAUAUUGUCAAGCUGAGCCCCAGCAAAGCUCUGCUACGUCAGCUGCUGGACCUUGUGUGUGAGGGGAUUGAAGAGGGGGUGCUGAGGCACGCAGAGUCCCUGUGCAGAGCCCUGGAUGGAGAGCUGGACCUCAGUGAGACCAGGCUGGACCAGAAGGCCUGUGGAUCUCUGGCCCUGGUUCUGGAACACUCAGAGGGGCUGUCAGAACUGGACCUCAGCCACUGUCAACUCACAGACCACCACCUACAGGCCCUGAUCACACACCUGCACAAAGUACAAGUCCUGGACCUGAGUCACAAUGACAUCACUGAUGCUCUGACUGACAGAAUACUCCAACUGGUCUCCACCAACACUUCAAUACACACCGUACGACUCUUCAACAACAGAAUCCAGGACAGAAGACCCCUCCUGACAGACAAGAGGUUUGAGAUCUGGUGAAGAUAAUGUUGUAUAAUGACAGUAUAAUGUGGUCAAUGUAUAUAGAAGGCUGGUUCAAAAUUACACUGAUUGAUCUGAGUCCAUAAAAAUAGUCUUAGGGACAGGAAUGUAUAAUCUGGUGGACAGACGUCUUACAUGUGUUGUCAAUCAGGUCCUUAAAAACACAGGAACAUGUGUAUUAUAACUGUAGGAUAGGAAUAUGUAGUUUUAUUGACCACUAACAGUUUGUGUGUAAAUACUUUAAAUAUUCAUACAUUAUUUUGUAUCUAAUUUUUUAAAGAAAUGAUUGGUAUACCUUGUUUUAUUAAUAUCUACAUGGUACUGUAAUACUCAGUUAGACAGACAUACA